GCCUUGUCCAUCCAAAAUCUUAUCCAAUUUAUCACAGCAAUUUCCCCAAAAUAAAAAAACCCUGACAUUUCUAAGAAGAAAGAGUUUCUUGUUGAAGGAACUGGUUGCAGUGCAUCCCCAGCAAUGGCGACUAGCUCGGCCUACCUCGGCUCCGCCAGCUUGUUCAGACUCGGCUCGGCGAGCACCCGAAGAAGGCUGAGAGUGAGGAUGACCGCCGAGCCGCAGCGGCUGCCGUCCAAGAGCAAGAACAUGGCCAGGGAGUACGGCGGCCAGUGGCUAAGCAGCACGACCCGCCAUGUCCGGAUCUAUGCGGCGUACAUCGACCCAGUGACGAACGCGUUUGACCAGACCCAGACCGACAAGCUCACCCUCAUUCUUGACCCUACUAAUGAGUUUGUUUGGAGCAAGGAGAACUGUGAGAAGGUCUACGCCUACUUCCAGGAGCUAGUGGAUCACUAUGAGGGUGCUCCGUUGGACGAGUACACACUUCGGUUGAUCGGAUCGGACGUCGAGCACUACAUCAGGAAGAUGCUGUACGAUGGGGAGAUCAAAUACAACAUGAACGCCCGAGUCCUCAACUUCAGCAUGGGCAAACCCCGCGUCAUCUUCAACGAUCCCCUCUCUCCCGCUACUUAGCAAACUUCCAUUUCAUUCUAUUCUGUAAAUAUUAUUUUACUUUUUUUAUCUAUUGAUUAUUAUGAAUUCAUACUAAUGCUUCUUCCAUCAAUGCAAAUAUAUUCUAAACCUUGUUCAUUAA
Nymphaea colorata (pocket water lily) is the source of this 757-nucleotide messenger RNA. RefSeq names its product NAD(P)H-quinone oxidoreductase subunit M, chloroplastic. Gene Ontology annotation, molecular function: oxidoreductase activity, acting on NAD(P)H, quinone or similar compound as acceptor. The transcript is spliced from 2 exons. The coding region runs from base 124 to 636 and encodes 170 amino acids. The record is from RefSeq and is a predicted model, not a curated record. NCBI's taxonomy places the organism in Eukaryota, Viridiplantae, Streptophyta, Magnoliopsida, Nymphaeales, Nymphaeaceae.